GGGGGGGGGGGGGGGCACAGUUCAUUCAUUCAUCUGAGCGGGAAGAGCGAGAUCAGCGCCUGCGUCACAUCCAAAAUGCCGCCUCGCCGUUCCAUUGCGUUGAGCUCACGGUUUUUUUUUUUCCGAACGCAGCCUUUUGUUUCCCCAACCUUCGGGACGAGACGGGGCUGAUGGGCACCUGCCGGGACCCGCAGCACCCUGCCCUGCUGUGAGCCCCCCCGGGAGCUCAGCGCCCUGCAUGGGGGAGCUGGCCGCCUUCUAGCUGUGCUGCUGAGCGAACGACACAGCAGUGCCCUAUUGCAUCAGGAGAGCUUUCCGGGGUGCGGGGGGAGGGGGAGGGAGGGCUGCUGGGUGCCUCGCUGCUGCCGUAAGGAAAAAGCGGCGUAGCUCCCAGCAGUUCUCCGGCGGUGGUUCUUCCCCGUCCCCGCACCGCCUGUUGCUGGCCGUUUCUCCGCUGUGUGCCGGCAGAGGAGCGGUGCGCGCAGCCCGGCACCCAUUGCCCGCACAGCACGUGGCCGCCGGGCCGAACUGUGCCCCACGGCCCCGAGCGGCCCCAGGGCACGUGGGGCUCUGAGAGACCUCAGCCACCCCCGACGUGGCCAUUCGUGGGGUAGCACCGCACUGCUGCCGCUCUGCGUUUCCCCUUUGCUUCGGGUUCGGGGCGCUCCGGAGCAUCGCAGGGAUCCCGGUCCCGUCUUUUUUUUUUUUUUUUUUUCUUCCUUCUCCAAAUCUGCGAUUUUGGAGGGAUCGCUGCAGGCAGGACGGACUGGCCGUGAUGUUGGCGCCGGCCGGCUCCGUGCGGGCCGAGAUGAAUGGACGGGGCGGGCUUCACCUCCCAGCCCGAGGGCGGUGCCGGGGCGGGGCGCGGCGGGAAGCCGGCUCAGGAGGGGAGGAGGGCUGGAUCUCGGCUCGGAUCUCGGCUCGGCUCGGCGCUCACAGCGGGAGGAACCGCUCUGCUCCCCGACCGUGCAGACGGCGGAGCCGGGGCGGAACGCGGCGAGACCCGAACCGAACCGUGCCGGUGAGUCGCUGCGGGCCGGGCGUUUUCCGAGCACAGCCGGUGCCGCUUCCAUCAGCCACGCGGUGCGGAGGAGGACGAGCUGCCGUCGGUGCCGGUGCGGGUUGCUGCGCGCCCGUCCGAACGGCGCGGUUGAGGCGCGCUCCGCGCUUCCUGCCCCGCGCCUUCCCGCGCUUUCUGUGCCGCUCCGCGCGGGGAGAUGGGACGAGGAAGUUCCGUACCGACAGGCGAGCAGCUCCGGUAGCGUGCGGGCAGCUCCUGAGCUGGGGAUGUUCGGGACCCGCCUGUACAACGUGCUGUAGGAACCUGCGUUAGGGCCGGGACUCCGUGACCCCCACACGUCCUCCCCAAACCCCGUGAUUCUGUCGACGUGGGCAUAGAAUAGAAUUAUAGAACUACAGAACGGCCUGGGUUGAAAAGGACCACGAUGAUCGUCUGGUUUUAACCCCCCCCUGCUACGUGCAGGGUUGCCAACAUCAGAUCAGUUUGCUCAGAGCCGUAUCUCUCACUCUGUGCCCAUUCCUCACGGGCAGCUCCACGGGAUGCUCAGGAUCCAGAGUGUUUUUGGGGAUAGCUGAGUGUGGGGCUGGGGGUGGCACACUGACACCAUGCACGGCCCUGGGGCUGUGUGCAUGCAGGGGAUGCGUGCUGGGAGCCUUGCACUGUGCUCACUGCGUGUCUGGCCAUGCAUCCCCAGCGAGGGUGCAGUGCUGAUGUUGGGAGGAACGAAUGUGUUUGUGUGACUCAGCCCAGCACGUUUGGUCUCCCUACCUUUGCUUCUGCGCACACCCACACGCACCUCAUUGGGAGGGUUGUGCCAAGCAGUCAAGUUUGGGCCGAGGGAUCUCUGUGUGCCAAACGUGGAGAGUUGCUCAAAGACAGCGGGGCAAGCUCUGGGAUGUGCCAGGCCCUCGGGGCUGGGACCACACAGUGUUUGUUUAAGGAGCCCAUUUUGUGCUGUGGACUUGUGCUGGGUUUGUCUCCGGCUCGUUUUCCUGGUGCAGGGGUUGUGCAGGUGGGUGUGCAGCCCUGCACUGCUGGUCUCCAUCCCAGUGAUGUGCCUGGGGCUCUAUGCCGACGGGUCAGCCAAGGGACUGCUGCUCCCAUGGGGUGGCAGUGGCAUUGCUGCGUGGAUUCAGCUCCAUGAGGGACGCUGAGUUUCACGCUGCUACAACAACUUCUCUUGCAGGGCUUCUGAGCAGUGAAAGGACAAAAUGUUCGGGGGAAAAAUGAGCAGCCUGGGGAAGAAGCUGAUCCGCCGGCGCGUGGUGGAUCUGAGCUCCGAGGAGACGCGCUUUGCUCGCUGCCUCUCCACGCUGGACCUCAUCGCCCUGGGGGUGGGCAGCACGCUGGGUGCUGGUGUGUACGUGCUGACGGGGGAAGUGGCCAAGGAUACAGCUGGUCCGUCCAUCGUCCUCUGCUUCCUGGUGGCCGCGCUGUCAUCGAUACUGGCCGGGCUCUGCUAUGCAGAGUUUGGAGCCCGCGUCCCCAAGACUGGCUCUGCCUACCUCUACAGCUACGUCACGGUUGGUGAGAUCUGGGCUUUCACCACCGGCUGGAACCUCAUCCUGUCCUACGUGAUAGGCACAGCCAGCGUGGCCCGAGCCUGGAGCGCGUCAUUCGACAACAUCAUCGGCAACCAAAUCUCCACCUUCUUCAUGAACAAGACCACGCUGCACCUGCCAGGGGUGCUGGCCGAGCGCCCGGACUUCUUCGCGUUGAUCCUGAUCGCGUUGCUCACUGCACUGCUGACCUUCGGCGUCAGCGAAUCCGCCCUGGUGAACAAAAUCUUCACGGCGGUGAACCUGCUGGUGUUGGCCUUCGUCUUCAUCGCCGGCUGCAUCAAGGGAGACAUCAAGAACUGGCAGCUCACAGUGGAGGAUUACAUCAACCUCACGCACUCAGAUGAGCCAGAAGAGGUCAGAAUAAACACCUUCGGUUCCGGUGGGUUUGUCCCCUUUAAGCUGGAAGGGGUCCUGAUGGGUGCUGCCACGUGUUUCUACGCCUUCGUGGGUUUUGACUGCAUCGCCACCACAGGGGAGGAAGCCAGGAACCCGCAGCGCUCCAUCCCCAUUGGCAUCAUUGUGUCCCUCCUCAUCUGCUUCGUGGCCUAUUUCGGGGUCUCCGCGGCCCUCACGCUGAUGGUUCCCUACUUCCUGCUGAACAAGAAGAGCCCGCUGCCCGAGGCUUUCAAGGCGGUGGGCUGGGAGCCCGCCCGCUAUGCCGUUGCCAUUGGCUCGCUCUGCGCUCUCUCCACCAGCUUGCUGGGCUCCAUGUUUCCCAUGCCACGUGUGAUCUACGCCAUGGCGGAGGAUGGGCUGCUCUUCAAGUUCCUCUCCAAAAUCAACAGCCGCACCAAGACUCCUCUCUCGGCCACCAUCACCUCAGGGCUGCUCGCAGCGGUGUUGGCCUUCCUGCUUGACCUGAAAGACCUGGUGGACCUCAUGUCGAUCGGCACACUGCUGGCUUACUCCCUGGUCGCUGUGUGUGUGCUCAUCCUCAGGUACCAGUCUGGGCAACUGAACUCCCCAAAGGCCAUGGAGAUGCUGGAGCUGAACGGGAAUGAGGAGGAGAGAGUUGUCAUGAACCCAAACAUCGCUGCCACGGGCACCAAACAGAAGGAGACGCUGUCCCUUACAGCACUCUUCAAUCCAUCUGCAGACACUCCCACAGCGCUCUCAGGGCGCAUCGUCUAUGUCUGCGUCUCAAUCAUGGCUGUGCUGGUAACGGUCAUCUGCGUGGUGCUGACCCUCAAGGUGAAGGCAUUGAAGGAGGCCAACGUUGCCUGGAUCUUGGUCCUGGUGCUGCUCCUCGUGGCUCUGCUCAUCCCCACCAUCAUCAUUUGGAGGCAGCCACAGAGCAAUGCGCGGCUGAACUUUAAGGUACCUUUCCUCCCACUCCUUCCGCUCUGCAGCAUCUUUGUUAACAUCCUGCUGAUGGUGCAGCUGAGUACCGGCACCUGGGUGCGCUUUGCCAUCUGGAUGGCUGUGGGUUUUAUGAUAUACUUUGGCUAUGGCAUUCGGAACAGUGUGGAAGGGAAAAAUGCAAAAGAGCUUCGAGGUUCAACGACAGAAAACCCUCUACACCACCCUGGGAUGGAGCUCAGCCCUGGAGCUGCUGCAAUCUGAGAGAGGCGGUGGUUGUGAUCAACAUCACUACUCGGAGAGCUGUCAGUACUGCAGUGCUGGAAUGAGACCACAGACUGCUCAGCACAGCCAUCCCAUGGGGCCUGAGCCCAGAGACUGCCGUGCGCUGCCUUUUCCCCUCGCUGAGCAGGGGUCGUGGAGAGGAGACCCCGGGCUGGGGGGAUGCUGGUGGCCUGGGGGCUGCUCCACCCCGCCGAGGGGCAAUGACACUGAUACGGCCCUCCCAGUGUGAAAGCUGCUGUCACAUCCUGCUUCUCCUGCCCACGGGACACUCCAUGUGGUGGUACUGUUGUAUUUGUGUCAAUGCAAGUGUUACUGAAGUUGACCAGUCCUGGUACUGCCCAGUGCCCUGCAGCAGCACAGGGCUCAGCACCCGCAGCCCCAAUACAAUCCCAUGCCCGUGCUGAGCCCUGUGCUGCUGGACCCAUUCGCUUGGUGUGAACAUCACACUCAGCUCCUUGUGAUGAUGUCUGCAGUGUAGACAUGAGUGUCCAACCUUGUAUGCCUUCGUACAAUUGGGAUUUCGGUGUUGAUUUUUAUACUUAUUGAAGUCUAAAUGGUUUGUGUUUUUUUUUUUUUUUUAACUGCUUGGCUCUGUUGGUCCAGCUGCAUCUCACUUCAAUGCCUGUGUCCUGCAGCCUGGGCUGGGGGGUGGGCCUGUCCUUGUGUGUCUAUGGUCACAUGCUGAUGGGAAGCAGUGCAGUGGGGCACCCAGUCCCCUGCUCCUGGUACUGGGGUGUGCGAUAGCAGUGGGCUGGGCCCUGUGCCACAUGGCAGUGUGUCAUCAUGUCCCAGUGCUGCUGUAAAGACCUCAGAAAUAGCCCCUGGGGCUCCCACUGAGCCUGUGGGGGAGGCACAGCCAGGAACUGGGCCGAAGACGAUUUCCCAGAUUCCGGUCUGGUCUCAAUCAGCCCUG
Messenger RNA from Phasianus colchicus (ring-necked pheasant), 5080 nucleotides. The record is from RefSeq and is a predicted model, not a curated record. NCBI's taxonomy places the organism in Eukaryota, Metazoa, Chordata, Aves, Galliformes, Phasianidae.